UGUGACUCAAACCAACAUGCGCACUGUUUCGACGCGGUCGCAAGUGAAGUUUCGAACUUGCACGUGAGUUUGUUUACUUUCUGCAUAAUAUAGUGUUUUUGAGUUUUUAACAUAAUGCUGAGAAGUAAAGGAGAUCCUGGAUUUUGUCCAGUGUGUGGUUCCAUCCUACCUUUGCUUGAUUUAUCAGGAAAUAUUAGCUGCUACACGUGCAAAAAUAGCAUGAAUCCAGAAUCCCUGGGAAAAAUGGAAAGCGAAUACACCAUUCACUUCAAUACCUUUAAGCCAAAUGCUUUGAAACAAGAGAAAGAAGCGAAUAAUGAAGCCGAAGGUCCAAUAAUUGAGAGGAAAUGUCCAAAGUGCGGCAACGAUAAGAUGAGCUAUGCCACUCUUCAGCUGCGUUCCGCUGAUGAGGGGCAAACUGUCUUCUACACAUGUACGAAGUGCAAGUUCAAGGAGUCCGAAAAUUCGUAGACUACGGACAUGUGGCAACACUAUUUCGCUAUCGGCUGUCAACGUCAUCUCCGGCCAUUUCACUUCGGCUUUUGUGUGGUCAUUUGGUGGU
Molecule: messenger RNA, 562 nt
Organism: Phlebotomus argentipes
Lineage: Eukaryota; Metazoa; Arthropoda; Insecta; Diptera; Psychodidae
Gene: RpI12
Product: DNA-directed RNA polymerase I subunit RPA12
Exons: 3
Coding region: 115-471 (118 amino acids)
Biological process (GO): termination of RNA polymerase I transcription; DNA-templated transcription
Cellular component (GO): RNA polymerase I complex
Molecular function (GO): zinc ion binding; nucleic acid binding; DNA-directed RNA polymerase activity
Source: RefSeq, a predicted model, not a curated record